Messenger RNA from Ciona intestinalis (vase tunicate), 2023 nucleotides. Its product is annotated as cytochrome P450 3A25-like. NCBI's taxonomy places the organism in Eukaryota, Metazoa, Chordata, Ascidiacea, Phlebobranchia, Cionidae. Gene Ontology annotation, molecular function: steroid hydroxylase activity; iron ion binding; oxidoreductase activity, acting on paired donors, with incorporation or reduction of molecular oxygen. The record is from RefSeq and is a predicted model, not a curated record.
AACUGAAAUGUUAUCGCAGCUGUGGGGAACUACCUUCAGAUCACAUGACUUACAAUCUUACAUAAUAAACAAUGAAAGAAAAGAGGAGAGAGUAAACGCAAGCAAAGGGCAAGGAUUUUCAAGUACAGGACCCAAGGAUUUACAAAUUUGAGAUAAAAGCAAUGUACAUACCAAGUUUUCUGUCCGUUGAAACUUUGGUUUUAUUAAUAACAUCUCUUGUGUUGGUUCGAAUCUACAUACACAAAAAAUGGCAGUUUUUAAAGAAUAUCAAUAUCCCACAUAUUCAACCUACAAUUCUACAACUUGGAACUGUUCGGCCAUUUAUUGGUAAUUCAGACUGGAUGAUGAACAGUCAUGAAUAUUGUAAAAGGAAACUUGGUAAGAUCUAUGGUGCAUACCUUUUUCUGACCCCACAAAUAACUGUGGCAGAUCCAGACAUCAUAAAGCAAAUGUAUAUCAAGGAGUUUGCAACUUUUCCCACUCGCCAGACCAGUUUGACAAAAAUUAAUGGAAAGGUGAUGAACACCACUAUUCUGAUGACGGAAGGAGAGCAAUGGAAAAGAAUUAGAAACACGCUUACUCCUAGUUUUUCAACCGCAAAGUUGAAAGAAAUGUUGGGCAUAAUGGAAGACUGUUGUAAUCAUGCAAUUAAUAUUCUUAUUAAAACUACACAGAAUGACCAGGGUAAGUUUGAAGCAAAAUCCGUGUUUGGAAAACUUGCUCUUGAUAUAACCUGCUCUGCAGCAUUUAGUGUUGACACUCAUCCUCAAGAAUUAAAAGAUGGCCAAGAACCAAAAAUCAUAAAAAUGGUGAAACAAGCAUUUGGUUUUGAAAUAAGUCGCAGCCCAUUAGUUAUGCUUUGUUUCAUGUUUCCUGCAUUUGAGGAAAUUCUGUGCAAACUUGACUACAGUAUAAUUCCAAAGGAUACAGUUAAUUAUUUUGCUAAUCUUACAAAAUCACUGAUUGAUCAAAGGAAGCAUUCAACAGUAAAACCUCGUGUUGAUUUGAUGCAGCUUAUGCUUAAUGACCAAAUAUCUGUUGAGGAUGUGGCCAAAGGUAAAUCCAAAGGUUUGACCCAGUUAGAAAUAACCAGCAACAGUGUUCUCAUGGUAUUAGCUGGGUACGACACCUCAGCAAAUGCAUUAACACUACUUGCUUACAACCUUGCUACCCACAAACAUGUUCAAAAAAAAGUUCAGGAAGAGAUUGAUAAAAUGCUAGAAAAGUAUGGCUCUUUAACGUAUGAAGCUCUUAACAGCAUGAAAUACCUUGGAAUGUGCCUAAACGAGACAUUAAGGCUUUACCCUCCUAUUGCUGUAAACUCUCGAAUCCCAAACCGUGACAUCACUAUUAAUGGAGUCUUUUUACCAAAAGGUAUCCAAGUUAUUGUCCCAGUUUAUGGCAUGAGCAGAGAUGAGGAGAUAUGGGAGGAACCACUCAAAUUCAAACCAGAGAGGAUGGAAGACAUGAGAUCAGUUGAUUCCAUGAUUUUUCAACCAUUUGGUGGAGGACCACGUGGCUGUAUUGGAAUGAGAUUUGCCGUGUUGGAAAUUAAGCUUGCAAUUGCAAAAAUUCUUCAGGACUUUAACCUUGAUGUAUGUGAAAAUACCCCUAAGCCCCCUGUACAGUUAGAAUUUAAAUCCACAACACUGAAGCCAAAAGGGGAUAUUUACUUGCGAGUAACUCCCAAAUCAAACUAGAAUUCAAUUUCCAAUGAACUGAAUGAAGUAUUUCGGUGUCAUUUGAUUAUCUACCUCAUAAACUGUAUGGAUAUUUUAUUGUUUUAAAAUUUGAUAAUAAUGAUCUCUCAUUGGUCAGUUUCAAUCAAAACAUAACAAACCUGGUGUGUUUUCUAUAUCGGCUGUUAUGUUUAUACUGUAACUGACCACAAGUGAAUGUGUGAAUCAAGUUUAUUUUUCAAAAUUUUUUUUUUUCAAAAUCUGAACCAAGUUUAUUUACCUGGAUUUCUCAUUGCUUGUAUGUAAAUAGAAGGUAAUAACAAUAAAUAUGUUUUAUUUUUGAG